CAAAGAGCUGUAGUAGUAGCACUUGCAGUACCAACUGGCAACAACCGUUAAAGUUGGUGCGCGUAGAGCCAAACUCCAAUUUGAAGUGGCUAACUGCAGUGGCUAACCACAGCUGCCUGUUGGACCAAACCCUUGACAAGAGUUGGAAAAUGGAACCUGUGAUUAAUCCGUAGAUUAAUUCAAUCUGGCGGCCCUGGCCUUCUCUACCGUUCAAUAAGAGUCAUAAGAUGCAGAAUAAGUGGGAUUAGGGGGCUCGGGUUAUGAGGGUCUGUGAGGGAACCCCAUAUAGUCACCUCCACCUCCAUGACGUCCCCCUCCAGCAAUGUUGUAAUGUAGCAUGUUCUGAACGAGCACUUUGCCGCCUUCCAGAAGUAUCCAACUUCUUCUGCAGUUCGCCCUGCAGUUCGUUCCAGCAGCACUAGGGCCUAUCUCGGUCCAAUCAUCCCAACACGUACUCUAGGUAUUUAAUUUCCGCUUUCUGAUCGCUCUCACACUUAUCUCCGAGCUCAACUUUGCACAAGCCAUUUCUCUUUGCUUCCUCAGAACAAAGCGUCUCCUCAUCUGCAUAACUCGCUAGUCUUACCCAGUGCUCCUGCCUCUGCCGCCAGUCUACCUCCAAUUUGCAAGAUGGCCCCCGUCACCAUCUAUGGAAUGAAUAUGAGCACCUGCACCAGACGGGUGAUUACAACGCUUGAGGAGAAAAGCGUUCCCUAUGAGGUGGUCACUGUGGACCUCUCCAAGGGAGCGCACAAGCAGCCUGACCACCUGGCCAGGCAGCCUUUUGGCCAGAUCCCCGCUUUCGAGGACGGCGAUGUGAAGGUUUUCGAGUCGAGGGCAAUCGCCAGGUACAUUAGCAACAAGUGGGCGAGCCAGGGAACAGACCUGUUGGGCAAGACUGCUGCUGAGAAGGCCCUCACUGAUACCUGGGUUGAGGUUGAGGCCCAGAACUACAACCCUCCACUCAGCACGAUAGUCGCACAGAAGGUCUUCCUUCCGAUGUAUGGACAGCAGACGGAUGAGAAGGUUGUUGCUCAGGAGACUGAAAAGCUCGAGAAGGUGCUUGCUGUGUACGACGCUCACUUGGCCGACAAGGAGUAUCUCAAUGGCUCCAGCUUCUCCGCCGCUGAUCUCUCCCACCUUGCCUACACAGAUUACUACGUUAACAAGGGGGGCGGCGAGGCUGUUUUGAAGAAGUACCCCAACGUGUGGGCCUGGUGGCAGAGGAUCUCCAGCCGCCCCUCCUGGCAGAAGGUGUCCGCCAUGUACUAGAGGACGACCAAUUCUGGCUGUUCUGAUCUAGUUUGGGGUUUGUUUUCCAAAGUAGCAUCCCGUAUAAAGGAUCCAGCGAGGUGGGACGUGAGGCUUGUAGUCAGAGUUCGUUGCUACUGACAUAGUUUACUGAACUUUCUACAACGCAGUGUUGAGCAGUUUGUUGUGAAGUCGAGCAGAGUCAGGUUCAUAACAAACUUACGUUCUGCCUUGCUCUAUAAUAUUUGGAGAAUUGCUUUCAACCUGCCGCCAGUAGGCAAACGAGUAGGUCGAAGGAUUGACUCUGUACUUACAGUACGUGUUACACGUUUCCACAUAUAUGCGCGAAGUUGAUCAUUCUAGAAUGUCGUCUCAGGUGCACAUAUGUAGACCACAAUGUAUCAGCAGCGCAAAGACAAG
Messenger RNA from Klebsormidium nitens, 1668 nucleotides. NCBI's taxonomy places the organism in Eukaryota, Viridiplantae, Streptophyta, Klebsormidiophyceae, Klebsormidiales, Klebsormidiaceae. The record is from the annotation of a GenBank genome assembly.